Molecule: messenger RNA, 961 nt
Organism: Saitoella complicata NRRL Y-17804
Lineage: Eukaryota; Fungi; Ascomycota; Saitoellomycetes; Saitoellales; Saitoellaceae
Product: CDP-diacylglycerol-inositol 3-phosphatidyltransferase
Exons: 4
Coding region: 38-778 (246 amino acids)
Biological process (GO): phosphatidylinositol biosynthetic process
Cellular component (GO): membrane; Golgi apparatus
Molecular function (GO): CDP-diacylglycerol-inositol 3-phosphatidyltransferase activity
Source: RefSeq, a predicted model, not a curated record
AACGUGUAACCCCCCAGCCCGCGACGACCCUCCUGAAAUGUCAUCGAAGCAGACGCCCUUGAGGCCAAACCGAAAGGUCAACGAGACCGCGAAGGAUGUCUUUUUCUUCAUUCCCAACUUGAUUGGAUACAGCCGAGUCGUCUUGGCGGGUGCUUCGCUUUACUACAUGCCCUUUCAUCCCAAGUAUUGCACGUGGUUGUACGUUGUGAGUUGCUUGUUGGACGCGUUCGACGGAAUGGCUGCCCGGAGAUUCAACCAAUGCACCAAGUUCGGAGCUGUUCUCGACAUGGUCACGGAUCGUUGUACCACCUCUGCGCUUCUCUGCUUCCUCUCUUCCGAGUACCCUAGAUUCACCAUUCUUUUCCAAUCCCUGAUAUCGUUGGAUUUGGCUUCGCACUACAUGCACAUGUACUCUACCCUUACCACCGGUGGAGAGUCGCACAAGAAGAUCCCCAAGGAGGGUAACUGGGUCUUGAGACAGUACUACGGCAACAACUACGUCUUGUUCGCGUUCUGCGCGUGUAACGAGCUCUUCUUCGUCGCUCUUUACCUCUUGUCUUUCCCGCCUCGUUCGCCUCCACGUCUUGGAUACCUCAUGGGCAUGCCUCUUUCCUACCCUUACGUCCUCGCUGCUCUUACCUUCCCCAUCUGCGCCGCGAAGCAGAUCAUUAAUUGCGUGCAGAUGGCGAAUGCGGCAAGGGCUCUUGUGGAUGUUGAUUUGCAGGACAGGAAGGCCGCUGGUGUCCACGCCAACGACAAGAUGAUGAAAGACUCGUGAACAGCAUACGCCAGUGAAAUGAGAUUGAUGAUUAGCGUGAGAAGGAUGUAAUGAAGCUACGGGCCAUUUGCAGGAGGGGAUUUCAGACUAGAUUCGAUUGUUUGACAUUCGUUUUUAUAAUCCGACUUCGAUUGAAACUCGGUACACAGGACAUUUAAGCAUAUAUUCCGCUCUGUCCCCGCG